AUGGGUGUCAAAUGCCACGUAGAUGCGGCCUGGUGCAAAGAUUUGAAGAGAGCUGGACUUGGAUGGACUCUCUCUUCCCCAACCGCAUCCGCUCCCCGCUUAUUUUCCAGGGUCUCUGGUUGCAUCCCAUCCCCAUUAAUAGCAGAAGGGAUGGCGAUGCGUUCUGCUCUCUCCAUAGCUGCUGCUGAAGAUAUAAGGAAUUUAUCGGUUUUCUCCGACUUCCUAAUUCUCAUCAAGGCCAUUAACUCUGGCACUACAAUAUCUGAAAUCUACGGGAUUUUGAAAGACAUAUCCUGCCUCUCCAAGCUCUUCGAAUCUAUCUCUUUUAAGUUUUUUCCUCGUCGGUUUAAUGUAACCGCUGAUGUGUUAGCUAAAAACGCUUUGUACUCCUCUAAAUUUUCUGUUGAGUGA
Eutrema salsugineum is the source of this 411-nucleotide messenger RNA. RefSeq lists its product as uncharacterized. Lineage: Eukaryota; Viridiplantae; Streptophyta; Magnoliopsida; Brassicales; Brassicaceae. Gene Ontology annotation, molecular function: RNA-DNA hybrid ribonuclease activity; nucleic acid binding. The record is from RefSeq and is a predicted model, not a curated record. Bases 1 to 411 code for a protein of 136 amino acids. The transcript has a single exon.